UGGUUCCAUGUAAACGGCGAUCAUGAUUUGUUUCAUUGUAUCUGUGUUGAAUCUUUUCAAAGUGCCUGUUUUGGCUAUGUACAUGAACAGUAUGUACCUCAGAUGAAUCUCCAAACCUCUGAGAUUCCACUGCCGCCCUAAUGCUUGUGAAAUCGGCAAAGGUCACCUUCACAAUUUCAACCUGCAACUGUACUCAAUGUGCACAGUAUUUGGUUUCCUACAUGUACAAUGUACAUGCACAUGCCUGUACAUGUACAGGCCUCGUCAUCUCCAUUGAAUCUGUAAUCCCUCCAUUGGCCUUUGUACUCAGGGUAACAAUCAGUUGAAGACAAUGGAUUGGGUCACUGCUCUGAAAUCACCCACACCAUCUGUUGCUUGCAGUGUACAUUGUUUGCAGCAGUUCAAACUUUUACAAAAAAUUGACUAUUAUCCUAAGUAAAGACAGGGUGGAAUUUUAAAAUUUUUAUCAAAACUAAUCUGAUAAUUCUCCUUCGGAUCGUGUGCUGGUGUCUUUAAGUUGGCAUACACCUUACAUACAAUUUUAGCACUCAGGCACAGUAGACCACCUGUACAUGUAAGUAGUUCUCAGGCAUUAUUGUUUUUACAUGUACAUGUAUUUGUACAUGUUUGGGGGGAAUUUUGUAAAGCUUGCCAACAAUGCUACAACAUGUACGUCUUAUGUUUGCAGGAACCACUUGAGGAAAUGGAUGGAGAGGUACAUGUAUAUGUAUCUCUUUCAUAUAAAUUUAUUGUAGCUGUGAAAAAAAGAAAAGCUUGCUUUGUCCUGAAUUACCUGUAGCUUCCAUUCUUACUAUGAAUUAGGCAUUGCAUUAAAGGUAGUGAACACCAUUGUCUUUUGUCGUAAAUUCACAAGAUUGGCUGAUUGGCUGUAUAUAAUAUUCCCCUGCAACUUACAUUCCACUGACUUGUUUCAUAUUUGAGUCAACUGCUUUGUGAAAAAUCGAGAAAAACAGCGUGGCAUUUUCAACACGUAAAUCAAAGAUCUUAUACAUGUAUUUUAUUUUGCAUAAAAUUUACGGAUUACACGGUGUUCAUAAUACAUGUAGUAAGCAUGGUAAGUGAACAACAUCCACGGGGUCAGGGUGGCAAGCAGGCAUGACAGGUUCUCAUUCCCUUAUCAAAGUAUCGUACAGCAAUAAAGUUAUUUGUGCAAAUGAGGGCAGUUUCCACAGUAUUCUUUGCACCACAUCCUGCCUCAAAUGGCAUUGAUACAAGUAAUACCACAAUAACAAGCUACGAUUACGGCCUAGAAACUAAAUCAGUGUCAGGGAUUUGUGCAAGUCUCUGGUGUAUGCUUAUGCCCAAGUGCUUGUAUUCCCUAGAAAUCCUUUCUUCCGUUGGUUAGUUUGUAUAGUGGGUGAACAAAAGAAACUCAAUAAUAAUGGAACAAAGUGCAUGUUUAUGUUGUAACAGUGCUGGGCAAAUAAUAUACCGAAGGCUGAAUAUCUAAACACAGACGGGCUUGGUCCAGACAUCUACAUGUAUUAUAAAGUGUCUUUUAAAACUUUUCCGUUUGAGAAGCCUUACUGGGCUUUGUUAUGAAGCAGUAACACAGUGUGCGCAGAAAUGUGAAGGACUGAGCUGCUGGUGCAUAAACAAAUGAUGCCACGUGCUGGACUUUGACCUCGAAUAACCCCCAUUGGAUUCGUGCAUGUACGCCCUGCAACGCUGACCCAACCAUCUAAAGCAUGAAUACCCACGUCAUGGCCGAGGGCCCCCAGUAUGGCAGUGGCAAUGACUCAAUGGCUGCCUUGUCACAGGUGUCUGGCGGUAACCACACCUAUGCAGGCAGUAGUCAAGACCAGCUUAAUGACCGAGAAGCCUCAUUCCCCUAUGGCUACAACUACACACCGACUGGUACCCCGACUCAUUCCUACAGCACGGCAGACAGGACCUCUGAGCACCCAUCCCUGAUGAGAGACAGCACGGCUCGAGCGUCGGUGCGUAAGGGGGGUAAACUCGUUCCACUCAAAGUCCAAAUGCUAGACGAUUCGGUCAUCGCACUACAUGUGCCAAAUGGAUGCCUUGGUGCGGAUCUGUUCAAGGAAUGUUGCAGACAUCUCAACCUGCUGGAGAUGGACUACUUUGGCCUGGAAUAUUUCAACAAAACUGACAAAGUGGUUUGGUUGGACCUGGAGAAGCCAAUAGCGAGACAGGUGGCAGCUCCUAAGAAGACGUUGUUCCACUUCACUGUAAAAUUCUACCUUGCUGACCCCAGCCAGCUGCAAGAUGAAUUCACCAAGUACCUGUAUGCCUUGCAAAUCAAGAAAGACCUGGCUAAUGGUAGGCUUCCCUGCUCUGAGAACACCGCUGCUCUCAUGGCCUCUUACAUGUUGCAAGCUGAGGUUGGCGAUUAUACCUCCCCAGACCAUGAUGAUGGACGGUACAUCAGUGCCUUCAGGUUUGUGCCCAACCAGACACGUGCCAUGGAGAGCAAGAUUCAAGAGUAUCACAAGAACCAUGUUGGGCAGACACCAGCCGAUGCAGACUUCAACCUCUUGGAUGUCGCUCGACGUCUUGAAAUGUACGGCGUGCAACUCCAUGCAGCCCGCGACUAUGAGAAUGUACAGCUGCACCUGGCUGUCUCACAUCAGGGUGUGCUGGUUUUCCACAACAACAGUCGCAUCAAUACCUUCUCCUGGGCCAAGAUCCGCAAACUGAGUUUCAAACGCAAGCGCUUCCUGGUCAAACUCCAUCCGGAGGGAUUCGUAAGUGGUUAUCCACGGAGUACCGUUGAGUUCAUGAUGACAUCCCGUAAUGACUGCAAGCGUUUCUGGAAGUGCUGUGUGGAGCACCACACAUUCUUCCGGCUGACACAACCAAAACAUGGUCGGCGCCCUCGUCGUAGACUCCUUAGCAGGGGAUCUACUUUCCGCUACAGUGGGAGAACACAGAAGCAGGUUGUUGAGGAUGCGAGAGUUACAUAUAUCCAAAGACCAGGAUUUGGCCCUAGCCUGGCUCGUGUCUCCACACGAAGCCUUGGUGCUCCUCGUACCACCACGCCACUCACCAUCAACCUGACAGAGAGCAUUGUUCCUGAUCACCACAGUGCCCCUGAUCUCACCUACGGUCAGAGCUACGCUAACGGGCAGGGUGACAAUGCCGUGAGCAGUCCUACGUCUGUUUCUCCUACUACACCAUCCUCCACUCCGGUCACUCCUGUCCACGAUAACUCCAGAAUAGCCAUCCACAAGGGCCAGUCAAACUCAAGCAUAACCUAUGAGUACACCGUCAAUGAAGACAACCCACAAAUGCAGUCGAGCUCGGAAGUGAAUGGGGAUAGUGAACCAGUGCACAUCCUGCCAACAGAGUCAGCCCCGACGGAAGCAGCACCCCAGGAGGAGCCUAAGGUCCAGCCAGAACCUCAGCCCGAGAAGGAAGUCCAGUCGCCGGUCAUUAACGGGGAGCACAACGGACACGAGGGUUUGAGUACGAAUUAUUCCACUGACACCUCUGACAUAAGCAUCCCAAGCGGCAGCCUGCAUAUAGAUGUUGAUUAUGAAAUGAGACGGCAGGUCAUCUUAGACCUCCCGGAUGAAAUAGAGAGAUUAGAGGACCCUUUUGUAGAAGAAGAGGGCCCCAAGAGAGAGAGACAUGAGAGUGGGAGCUCAAGCUCUUCGUCGGGUUCUCACAGCAUUGAGGAUGGGGAGGGGCUUGAGUAUGAGGAUGAGAUCCAAACAGAAGAGGGAUUUGACCUGGAGAUCCUUGAAGGGAUAGGGGGGCCCACUCUCAGUGAAUUUGAUGAGAAUGGAAGAGCAAAAAGGAUGGGGUUUCCAGAUACCGGAAAAAAGUUUGAUAUGAGGGAAGCAAGGGCUAAGUUUGAGGUCCUGGAGAGCUUGCAAAUGCCUGUGACAAGCGAUCCGGAAGAUGAAUCCCCUACUAAGAGUGUGGAGGCAGAGGUGGGGUCCGUUGGAAGUGGGACCAGCGGAGAGCUCUUAGGGUCUAUGCAGGCUGCCGCUUCAAAUGGAAGCACCUCUAGUGACGAGUUAAAUUUUGUGAGGACAGAGCGGGCUUCGACCGAAAUCCGGCUAAGCAACACCAUCGAUGAGGUGUUGAAGAUAGCCGCGGAGUUGGCCAGUCCAACAGACGAGCCUUACACUCCCAGUUUUGAAUCUCGAAGCCUGGACUCUUUCUUGAAUGAGGAGGGAUCUGAUGUGGGUCAGAAGGGGUUUGAUAUCACCCCAGAAGAUGACUCUGCUAACCCUAAGAACUACUCCUCGUUCAUGAAAGAGAGACAGUUGGUCUUUGAUGACAGUAGUGAUGAGAGCGAUGACAGUAGUUUAGGAGCAAAGUUGGGCGAGACGAACAAAAACUUGACAAAUCUUGAAGAGAACCUUGACGAGACCUCAGCCGAUCUGCGACUUCUUGAAGAAAGCCUGGCAGAGACGCGCAAGAGCCUCAAAGCCAUGGAACACGACGUGCUCUCUGAUACUUCAACUGAAAGUCCCGUUUUCCCUGCAUUUGACACUGACCAGCAAAAUGAGAUUGAGCUAACCCCCGAAUCCCCCUGUAGAGACACACCUGUUUUCUCUACUCCCAGUGAUUCACUCACUGAGGAUAUUAUCAACGCUAAUACUCCAGAGCCAAUAGCAGAAGCUAAGAUCACUCCCCAGAAUGACAGUCAGACAAAACAAGCUCCUUUGGAUGAAGCUGAUCUUGCCCGAGCCUUAACACCAGCUGCUCUAGAAUCUCAUAACUUAAAGCGCCUUCAUGAUAUGCCCCCUCCCCCAACUCCACCCCCAACACCCAAGGUCUCGGUUGUUGAUUCCCCAACACACAUUCCAAAAAUCUCCACAGUCGAGCUUCACAAGAUCACUAGCUUUGACGAUAUGAUGCCCCCACCUCCACCCCGAGCACACUCCAAUCCAAGUACUGGGAAAGUGAAAAAUAUUGCCCACAUGCUUCCUGAUCUGCCCCCUCCCCCUCCCUUGCCUCUCUCUCCUCCUCCGGACUCUCCCCCACCCUGUCCGUCACCCCUUUCCCCACCUCAUGCUACUAUCAUGAAGUACACAUUCAACUAUGAUAUCCAGCGGCCUCCCCCGCCAGUCCCUGUUGUCAAAGCUGCCCCUCCUGCACGGCCCCCUAAACCUAAACCAAUCAAGGUGGACUCCAGAAAGUUUGAGGAUGCUGAGAAGUCUCCUGUUCCCCCAACCCCACCCCCACGGAUGGAAUCUAAACAGCCUAAAAUAAAACCCCAGUUUGAUUUCAGGCACAGCUCUGGGGUCACAAGGGUACAAAGUUCGAGCUACCAUGCCCAUGUUAGUGUGCAACAAACCACAUCCUCUGUGGUAACCAAGAAAGAAGCUGGGGUUCAAAUGUCGGGUUUUUCCGAGGUACAAAGGUCAGAGUUCAGUGAGUCAAGAACUGUAAAGGCAGUGACGACCACUAAACAUGAGACUGCAGAAACUCAAAGAAGCACCUUAGAGUGCAUGUUAGAAAAUCAAGAGGUCAGCUCUAUUGAAAGACCUCCACCACCCAUUGUGAGUUUAAACCCUCAACAGAAAUCUGAUGAAGUGUCAGAAACAGUGGACACAAUUGUCAUAACACCUGAAAGUAAUGAGAUGAGAUUGACCCGGCCUGGCACUUUUGUCACGGAAUUAAAGAUGAUUGUGCGGCCAGGGAAAAUUCAUGUUUCUGAUUCAAGGAGCAAACGAGAAUGCUCAAAUAAUCAGGAUAAGUCCUUCAAGAGCUCUGAAAUUUCCAAAGGUAGUCCAGAAAGCUCUAGCAAUUGGAACAACUCUAGCAAUUUGGUAAGCUCUGACAAUCGGAAAAGCUCCAGCAAGCGCGAGAGCAUGGAGAGCACGGACAGUGACGACUCUGCCAGGCAAGAAUUCAGUGGUCGUAGUUUGGAUGACUUACUAAACAGUCCCGAUAUAGUUGGGUACCCGACCCCUGACGAUGACGACAGUACAAGGGGUUUAGCUGAAGAGUCCUACCUUCUUCAGGGAGAUCUGCGUUAUUCAGAAACUUCCUCCACCACCUCGGGUAGUUCUGACGACAGCUGCGUCUACCACUACCAGGUGGCUGAAGCCCAGAUGACUAAGGUCAAGGGUGAAGCCCCUCUGGCAAAGGCUGAUGAUAGUGGGUCCUCCAGUGAUGAUGACAGCAACAGCAGUACAUCCACUGAGGAGAAUGGUUUGCUUAAUAGGCAUGCGAUGGGGAAUGGGGGGAUAGUUUUGACAAAUGCAGUAACGGAGGCCCCGGGACUGUUCUCAGAUCUUCAGGAUGUAGCUUCCCCGUUAUCGGCCCUCUCAGGUGAAACAGCGGCCAGCUCUGAAGAUUUUGAUUGACCGCCUCAUUUUUUUGUUCUGAUUUGGCAACAAAUUUCUAGAUUUGCGAGAUUUGAAGGACUGCAUAUCAUUGGUAUCCAUGAAAAGCAUCUUGUGUGUUCGAUCUGGAAGUGAAAUGUACAUGUAUUUCCAUUUCAGAAAAUCAGAACAAAUUCAAAACAAAAGAAAGAAUUCAUUUGUUUUAUUUUUAUAAUCUCACACAGUAUAUUUAAAGCUUUUACAUGGCAGACAAAUUUUACAUGAGCAUACCAAAGUCAACAGUUUUCCAUUUUAUACGCAGAACUUCUCACAAUUAACAACUAACUGUUUAAAUAAAUAUUUCUUGAAGAGAAAUCUCAUAGUGUAACCAUGGAUAGUGUAGUUGCUUCAAGUGGUGCUGGUCAUUAAUUUCAAGUCCAUGUAGCAAAAUAUUGACUUGGUUACAUUUUGGUUGCCUUGUGAGCUGGAUCAAUGUUGCUAUGCUUUAUACAUGUAACUGCAGUAAUCAACAGAUUCCUUCCGUUAAAAUCUGGAUUUGUUACAGGGCUACAUUUACUCAUGGUAUGACAUCACACAGUAAGCAUCAUGAACAGAAACAUUCUUCACGAAACCAAAAACAUAUAUCCAGUAAGUUUCAUUAGGAGGGAUGAUUUUGAUAUGGCUUUGGAAUGGAGAAAGAUGAAUCUGAAUUAACAAUUGGUAGAUUUUUUUCAGUACCAAAUCAGAAGCAGGAAAGGCUUAAACCAAAGGUUUUGUUUUUUACAUUGUCAUAGUUUUGUUAUGAGAGAUUUUAAAGAAUAAUCCUAGUUUACUUGUACAGUACUUACCCAACUUAGUUUUCUUUGUCUUGGUCAGUAUAAAUACCCUCACAUUUCACUUUUCUUUACUUUAAUUUUUUUUAUCUUUUCAGUGAUUUUGUUGAUAAAUUCUCCACCGAUAGACUUAUUUCUUUUAUGUAACACUUAAGUCUGGCACCUUGUACUCACCACUGAACAGUGCAGAAUUUUUAGGUUGGUUUUUUUAGCAAAUGCCAUAUUCAUAAAAGUGCAUAACUUUGGUUUUCCAUACAUUUCUUUCUUCAGAAUAAUCACUUGGCAAUGUAUGGUUCACGGUGUCCAUAAUAUUGCCAAUGACUGCUUAUUAACACCAUUAAACAAUGACCCAGUUACUUAGUUUUGUCCUAUGUGUAGUUUGAACUGUUUAUUUGUUCAAACUAUGUAACUUUCCAUUGGGAUUUUAUUGCUGUAGGGUUAGCUUAACAUUUAAAAAACCUUUUACAAGAUAAUGAUUCAGGAGAGCAACUCUUUCCAUUUUCGCUCAUUUUAUAAUUGUCUGAAGUGAUCACAUCUUAAAAACCACCAUCAUGACCAAACUAAUCCAUCUUAUUUUGAGACGAAUCUGCAACUGCCAGACUUUUUUUUAUAACUUAUGCAUGGUUAUGUUGCCUUUUGUUUCAAAUUGAAGCAUUUCUAUGCAAGUACUUAAUUUUCAUUCAGAAAUUGCAGGUGCAUCUUGGAAUUGAGAUAUGCAUUUUGAAGGUCAACUCACCAUGAAUGUAAUUUGUGCCUGUUUCACAUAUUGUACCAUUUGCAUCAUUAGUAUGGUUCCCAUGUAAUUUGUUCGGUGAUUUGAAAUCAGAUGUUAUUACAUUUAAAAUUGAUUGUGAAGUUUCAUCUGAAAUAAAAAUGUAGGGGGGGGGAUUGGCAUUUACAGCAAUCGCUGGUAAAAUGUGAACUUCUUUCAUCCUCUGUUUUGAACUGCUUCUGCUAUGCAAAUUCAUUAAUUAAGAAAUGCACUUGUAAUUGUCAACAUACAUGUAUCUGGUCCUAGUUUUAUACAAAGAGCAGAAAUUAUUGGCUCAAAAAGUUUAUGCUACCCAGAAAUACACAGAGUUGCCAAACGCAACAGUAUAUUCAUCAUGUGAUAUCUUAGCUGGUAACCAGUUUCAUGAAGUUUAAUCUAUUUGAAAAUGUUAUUAUUAUUUUGUUGAACCAAAUCACCUGUCUGCUGUUGAUGCCACCAAUGUACCUCUGCCCCUCUGAUUUAUCUUUGCAGUGAUCCAAAAAGGGACCAUUUUUACCCAACUUGGUUUAGUGCAAUCACAUUCUUUGUGGCCGAACCAAUCAAACAGGGCACAAGUUGUGAGAGCGACUGUUGAGCGAAAUGCCUUGAAGAGAAUCUUACAUCACAUAACCAGAGAACGAGAACCUUCAACAUAUUUCACCCAUACCGUAUGUUACCCAGUUUUCAUCAGGAUGCCAAACGGAUUCUAAUGUAUACAUCAAAAUAAAGAACUCAAUUUGCUCCUACUCGUGCAAACCAACAGGGAAUUCCCCACAAUGUGUUUCCUUAAUGAGAUCCGGUCACAUGUUCCGAGUGAACUUCGCUCUCUACAUAGAUGUAUUCUUCAACACCUGUAGCCUUAGCAUGUUGUGGAUGUACUCUCGAGUAGUAUCCACCCUGAGCAUGUACAAAAGAAGGCGUGUUUUUUGGUACUCACUGCACUGGCGCGUGUUUAUAAUUGAGAUCAAUGGCGCGUUUGACACGGAGCAUGCUGAGUACACAUAACAAAUUUAUUCCUUAAUGUACACGUAUGUUGUCUGCGUACACGCAGAACUCUUGCUAGAACCUGCAUAGAAAACUUACUACCAUCUGUCUUUCUUUUGCUGCAAGGGAGUGUACUUCAACUCGGGGCAGAUAAGAUUGUACCUGUAGGUUCAACAUUGUUCUGUGUUCCUUUGAUUUAGCCUUUAGCUUUUGAACCAUCCCCUCUCGUUACCUUCUUUGCAUGUUACCAACGGCAAUCUUGUAAAUUAUACCAAAUCAGCUUUCCAUAGCAUAGUGUGCAUUAGAAGUAUCCAGCUGCUAUGGGCUUUGCUACUGUGACAUUAUAUCAAUGCAAUUGCUGUCAUGCACAUUGUGCCGCAAGAACUCUCAAUAAUGGUCAGUCUGCGUAGAUGGCUUUGCUGAUACGCAUCGUGGCUCAUCAUGUCUCAGUCUGACCAGUGAUCAGCCAAUUCAUUCUCUUGCGGGUUUAAUGACUUCCCCCCUCCAAUGUCAUUAUUGUGUCCAUUUGCAGCUUAGGGGCCUAACAGUGAUUAGAUCAAAUUAAGUAAUUUGAUUGGAUCAAUAUGAGUGGGCUGAUUUUGGAGGCUGAUCAUUGGCUAUAAUAGUACGCGUUCAGGCAAACUAACGGGUGCAUCCAUAGAUCACAUGAAGUGAUCUAUUAGAUUAUGAGAUAAUGAAUUGGACAGUAAGGUAUUGCUCUAAACAUACUAACAUCACAGAAAUGCUAUUUGCCUAUCUUUGCUGUUCUGUAGAAGGCAGUGAUGUAUGAAGUAGAGAGAUCUAAAUAGGAUUGAGUCAUUUUUAUUGUGACACCUUCCACGGACUUUGGGGUGAUUUCCUAGAUGCGCUGAUUGACACAUGAUCUGAUUACAGUGGCUUGUAUUCAUUAGGAGUUUGUCAGUGCUGUCCUGUAAGGCCACCAACAAGAAAGGGUUACCUUUAAUGGAUAGGAUUCAGUUGUUCUAUAGGUUGUAGGUUGUCAUGUUAGGUGGUAUGUUCACCUUGUCUUUUCCUAGCCCAGUAUCAGAUGGUGGCCAGUCUAGACCCCCGCCCUCUCCCUAUUGCCACACCUUACUUCUUCACGUUUUCCUAUCCUUCACUACCCAGUAACUUGUUUUCUUUUGUUCCAGCCACAACCUGUCUAACACCCCCAGUCCUUUCCCUUCAACUCAGCCAUGAACACUUUCCAUUUCUGAUCACAAUGCUGCCUAUUCCCUAUGAGCUGAUCUUGUCUGUGCAUUAUUCUGAAAACCUGUUUUUCCUGACACAAAAGCAGGUGCAGUGGUGAAAGUCCUCAAAGCUAAACUUUGCCACUAAGCCACUAAUUUCUGUGUGCAUUUGCUGUCAUGCUCACUGCCCCCCAGUCUUGUGUCCUGUCCCUUGCCAUAAUCUCUCCUUAUCUUUUUUUCCUUUCCCCUGUCCCCAUCCCAUUAAGGGCAAGUCCAUAUCUUGUGUCUAGGGCUAGGUCUAGGUCUUUGCCCAUGACAAAUACAUAGGAACAUCCUGGCAGUGGACAUAGCCAUAGCUCAGAAAGCCCAUUUCACACGCAACUUGUCUUACCCCUAAACCUACCCCUCCCCCCACCGACCCUUCUUGCCCCAGGACCCAGCCCCACCACCACCUUUCCCUUUUCCAGAACUCUUUAUAAUAUCUGCCCUAAGCUCUUACAAAAUGUCCACCACCACAGGUCUACUCAAUUAACAACAUUGGUGUUGAUUUUUUUUUAAAUUUCUGUGCUUUGAUCGGUUCUUGUAGCAUGCCUAUUAAGCACCAUUCAUCAGUGUGUCUGUUCUGUCCUAUAGAAUGGAGUUUAUGUAUGCAGUUUAUUCAAAUGUAUUCAUAAAGUAAAUGUAUUCAUUGAUUAAAUGAUGUAUUCAUAUCUCGA
This is a messenger RNA of Acanthaster planci (crown-of-thorns starfish), 10743 nucleotides long. RefSeq lists its product as uncharacterized. NCBI's taxonomy places the organism in Eukaryota, Metazoa, Echinodermata, Asteroidea, Valvatida, Acanthasteridae. Gene Ontology annotation, molecular function: guanyl-nucleotide exchange factor activity. The record is from RefSeq and is a predicted model, not a curated record. Gene Ontology annotation, cellular component: cytoskeleton.